AUGUCCGCGUUGUCAAUUUCUAAAGGAUUUUCGACUGGACGAAGACCGAGCAGAACACUUGGGGUGUGUGCCAUGGGGAACAACUGCAGUAACCAUCUGGGGAUCCCCCCAGCCAAGGGUCCUCAUCCUGUGGGCUGCACUGACUUCAUGUUGGACCACACUGUUCAAGGCAGUUUCUUCCGCCUGUACUACCCGUGCCAGCAGUCAGACAGAGCGGAGAAGCCCGACUGGGUCCCCUGUCAAGAAUACUUCAACGGCCUGGCAGACUUCAUGAAAAUCAACAGGGCAAUCAGCGAGAGGAUUUUCAACUACCUCUUUGGGUCCUAUAAGAUCCCUGCCUACAUGGAUGCUCCCUUUAAAGCACAAGAGAAGUGUCCUGUUGUUAUUUUUUCACAUGGCCUCGGGGCUUUCAGGACCCUGUAUUCAGCCAUAUGUGCAGAACUGGCAUCUCAGGGCUUCAUUGUGGCAUCAGUUGAACACAGAGACGAAUCGUCCUCGGCCACGUAUUAUUUCCGUGAGAUGACGGAGGAGGAGAAGUCGAAGCCCCGCCUGCCCAAGAGCUGUGCGUCUGACCCGGAUCAUCUGCUGAAGCUGUGGAUGUACUACAGAGCCCUGAAGCACGGAGAGAGCGAGUUCCCCCUCAGGAACAAGCAGGUGAAGCAGAGAGCCGACGAGUGCAUUCUGGCUCUGGAGAGACUCGAAGAAAUCAACUUAGGACGGCCGCUGCAGAACGUUCUGACCACACAAUUCGACUGGACCACGCUGGAGAACUCCAUGGAUCUCUGCAGGUUAGCAGUGAUGGGACAUUCGUUUGGAGGAGCCACAGCUAUCGAGGCUUUGUGUAAAGAAGUCAAAUUUAAGUGCGGCAUCGCGCUUGACUCCUGGAUGUUCCCUUUAGACGAGGAGAUCUUCCCGCGAGUGAAGCAGCCCAUUUUCUUUAUCAACUCGGAGCGGUUCCAGUGGGCGGGCAACAUCAGCCGCAUGAAGAAGCUGGACUCGGCGCUCAUACAGAGGAAGAUGAUCACAAUCCGAGGGACCGUUCACCAGAGCUUCCCUGACUUCACCUUCCUGACAGGAAACUGGAUCGGGAAGUUGAUGAAGUUAAAAGGAGAGAUCGACCCUGAGCUCGCCAUAGACUUGUGCAACAAAGCUUCGCUGGCGUUUUUGCAGAGGCAUCUGGGUAUCGAGAAGAACUUCAACCAGUGGGACCCUCUCAUCAAUGGGGAGGAUGAAAACCUGAUCCAGGGCACUAACGUCACAGUUCUCCAAUCGUCCAUCUGA
Messenger RNA from Knipowitschia caucasica, 1281 nucleotides. The record is from the annotation of a GenBank genome assembly. NCBI's taxonomy places the organism in Eukaryota, Metazoa, Chordata, Actinopteri, Gobiiformes, Gobiidae.